AUGGCACACCGAAUAUUAACCCAGAUCGUGCUCGUCGGCAGCCGAGUGGUCGGCCGUGCCUUUGUCGAAGCCUAUCGGCAAGCGCAAGCCUCGGCAAAGUACGCAAAGGCAGCUCAGAACGGACAGGUCUCGGGCAAUGGCAGCGCAGCGUUGGGAGGUCGUGGGGGGCUUACCGUCGACGAGGCGUAUAAGAUUUUGAGUGUCAAGCCCGCCGCCGAGGGUCCGUCAAUGGAGGCUGUUGCCGAGCGCUACAAGAUCCUGUUCGAGCGAAAUGAUCCGAAGAAGGGCGGAAGUUUCUACCUGCAGUCGAAAAUUUAUCGAGCAAGAGAGCGGUUAGAGGCCGAGGCGAAGAGGGCGGCGGGGAAAGCUAAGCAGGGGGAAGCAGCGGCUUCAGCACCACCAUAA
This is a messenger RNA of Tricharina praecox, 405 nucleotides long. RefSeq names its product mitochondrial import inner membrane translocase subunit tim16. Gene Ontology annotation, biological process: protein import into mitochondrial matrix. Bases 1 to 405 code for a protein of 134 amino acids. Gene Ontology annotation, cellular component: TIM23 mitochondrial import inner membrane translocase complex. The transcript has 2 exons. The record is from RefSeq and is a predicted model, not a curated record. NCBI's taxonomy places the organism in Eukaryota, Fungi, Ascomycota, Pezizomycetes, Pezizales, Pyronemataceae.